This is a messenger RNA of Thermochaetoides thermophila DSM 1495, 327 nucleotides long. RefSeq lists its product as uncharacterized. The coding region runs from base 1 to 327 and encodes 108 amino acids. The record is from RefSeq and is a predicted model, not a curated record. Lineage: Eukaryota; Fungi; Ascomycota; Sordariomycetes; Sordariales; Chaetomiaceae. Gene Ontology annotation, cellular component: mitotic spindle pole body; DASH complex; spindle microtubule. The transcript is spliced from 3 exons.
AUGGCUGCCCACAAAAGAUCUACCUCAGCUGUUCCUGGCACAAGGGAAAUGUCGUAUUUCGAGCAGCAGCGCCAGGCGCUGAUAGAAGAGAUUGCCAUGAACUUCGAGCAUGUCCUGGCCAACAUAAACAAACUAAACCGGUCGCUCGAGGCCGUUAUCGCUGUAGGAAAUGAGUUCUCAUCUGUCGAGGCGCUCUGGUCGCAAUUCGAAAACGUGAUGGCCAAGGCCCCAGAAGAGGAAGCCAAUGCUAAGGCGGGAGAGGAACAAGAAGGGGAUGGGAACGCGGGGGCAGGGGACCGAGGAGCGAAUGACGCCGGCCAGGUUUGA